GUCGCCCAGGCUUUCAACGGUCACAUGAUCAACGCGGAAGACAACAACUCAGUGAAAUGUAAGAAACAAGAGCGCCUAACUUUACUAUAGUCCUCUGUCCUUUGUGUUUUGUCCAACGUCAGUGUAAUGUAGCAAACAAAGACGGCUUAGAUGAAACCGUGUGCCUUAAAGCGGUGUUGGAAGUACAGUGAAGUGUCGUUCAGCUGAUGUUAACGUGCAGGGUCAAGAUGAAGAAGAACGAGUCUCUUCUGUCCAGUAUUAACGUGGUCCUGGUCAUGGCCUACGGAAGUCUGGUGAGUUUGUCUUUAUCUGUUAUUUUUACUGCAAUCAACCUCGACAAUAGUCAAUAUCUCAAAAAAAUCUGAUUUUGUACCUCAAACUUUCUUUGUGCCAAACUUCUUAUUAUACUGUUAGAAACAACUGAAAAAGAAGAAAUCAUCUGCCUGGACACACAUCUCCUUCAGUUUAAAUGUUGAAAUUGUACGUUGAGGUACAAAAAGAUACAAAAAGCAUUAACAAGGAUUAACAAGAAUUUCUCUGUGAGACAUUAACUCAUCACUGAUCACAUUAAAUUAUAUAACUAUGAGACUAGGUCAUAUGUGUCCUUAAUUACAGCACAGUGUUUUUGCAGAGCACUGGCAGCAGUUGACAAGACUUUACCUCUAUCUAAUUUCACAAACGACCACCUGAAACACCUUAAUCUUUACUGUUUAUCUAACAGGAUGAAAUCAGAAUACUGUUUUGAUAGGCCUAAGCAUCCUUGCCUCAGAUUUGUGUGUUUUGUGUUCUUCUACACUUCUUAAAAUUAGAUAUAUCUGGUAACCAGAAAAUGCUUCACCAUUAUAUAUGUUCCACUGUAUUUAGUACCCAGUUUGAAAUCCCAUCACAACAUAGUAGGGCUGAGCGAUAAAACCAUAAUGAUACAUAUCGAAGAUUAACUUCCCUCGAUAUCGAUAUGACGCGUGGUCAAAAUGCUUUUCGAUACUCGGCAUUCUGCCAUGUUUUGGUAGAUUACACGAAUAGCCGAUGAAAAGGGGAGUUGCUUCAAGUCCACACAGCGCUGAACCAAUCAUGUGCUGAAUCAGAACCACGUAGAAAACAACUGCCUAGUAGCAGGCUGCAGUUACACGCAACCAUGGCACUUAAACAUGUGAAGCCGACAGCACUGUCAGUAAGAAAAAAAAGAAAAGGUGUUUUGGUUUUUUGAGGUCGGACACGCAGCAGAGUAAUGAACAGACAGACAAACCAAUAGCACCAAAGUGAAUAUGAAAGAACAAAAACAAGUGGAUUGAAGGUAACAUCCAAUUAAAAAUGCAUUUCCAAAAAUGAUAACACAUUUAGUGAUGCCCUGUUUUCAGACUCGACAGUUAAAAGUAUUCAGGGAAGGUAUCCAAAGUUAUCUUCAUUCAGGCUGCCUUUUUUACAACAUGCACAAGUAAUUUCUGUUACUGUGUGGUUUUGUUUACCUUCUACACCACUCUUGACAGAAGCCGUUAACAACUUUUGACUUUCCCCCAGGUGUUUGUUUUGCUGUUUAUCUUUGUCAAAAGACAAAUUAUGCGUUUUGCCAUGAAGUCCAGGAGAGGGCCACAUGUCCCCCUAGGCCACAAUGCUCCAAAGGUAACACACACUCACAGACACAGUGUGAUGCUGCUCACUCCCUAUGGAUUUAGUACAAUAUCAUAAUAUCUGACCAUCUUGUGUGUGUGUGUCCUUUAGGAGUUGAGGCAAGAAAUUGAAGCCAAACUCUCUCAAGUUCAGAAAAUCAGCUUCGAACCUCGUCUGCUGUCUCCAGAUGAUGACCGGUUAAAACACAUGGAUCAGUCAGGUUAGACAGACGCACAAACACUAGCACACCAGUACUGAAAUAUCCUCUGCAGGAGUGAUACAGUCAACAUUUAUUCAAAUGUGCUGCAGGUUCCUACGACUACCUGUAUAGGAUGAGAGCACUGGAUGCCGUCAGAGACAUAGGUGAGCUCUUCAUCAGUGAUCUGGUAUUGCUUUUGUUUUCAUCAUAAAAUACUAUAAAUUAAACCACGUUGUUUAAAAUUGACCUGAAUUUUCUGUCAUUAGAUCUCCCUUUCCGGGAACUUGGCGGGACGUCCACUGCUGUGACGGGUAAAAGACUUCGGACAUGGCUUCUCCAGCUGAAAAAUUCACACUGCAUGUUCAGAGGAAACCUCAUCGACACUGUAUUGGACGGGUACAAUAAAGCACGCCAUGGGUCAGAGGUCAGUGUCUUUGUGUGUAUUUGUGGGCCAGAGAUUUACCACCUCAUCACACCUAUAAAAACAAUGCUGAACAGAUCUUUGUGGAAAGCGAUGUAGAAAUUGAGCUUGAAAAUAUACCGUUGAGGUACUGAGUUGGUGUCAUUCACAAACUGAAAAAAGAGACAACAACUGCUGCUUAUAAGUUGGUGCUAGAUACCACAGGGAACCUUGAAAAAUUGUGUGAAGUCCUGCCCUGAUGGGUCAGAGAUAUUUUAGUGUUACGAGAAGCUGCAGCUUGACAGGCUUGUUGUACAAACAUGUUGUCUUAUCCAUAUAACAAUCCUAAUUACUGUUUGCUUUUGCUUUCUUUUGAAAUCUGCUCUGAUGUCCUUUUUCUGAAUUCAUUUUUAGGCUUUUGGUAAAGCAGAGUUUGAAAAAUACCAGGAGGCUCUGACUGAACUGGCCUCUGCGUGAGUACCAAGGCCUUUUCCCACAGUGUUUCACUUACAGCUCUCCCUUUUGUGCUAAUCCCAUCAUGGAAUGUUAAUUAUGUCCAAGGAACAACCUGCUUUCCCUUUGUGUUUUUUUAGUGUUAAAUCUCACUACAGCAGCGGCAGCUCUCCAAGCCAGCACCACCAGUCUGCAGCCAAAGACCUGACCAACACGAUGGAGCCUGCGAGCUCUUCCUCCUCCCCAACACAAACCACCUACCUCACAUCCUCAGCGCAGCAGCGCAGCAAGCGGCCCAGACACUUCCUGGAGCUUAAGAACUUCAAAGACAACUACAACACGCUGGACAGUACGUUCUGAAAACCUACCAAGCCUGCCAUGAAGAAAGGUGAAAGAGCUGCCAAGGAUUUACUGUCACUGUAGCUGGAUAGUUCAGAGUGGAGUGAUAGGAGCACUGCCUUUAAUACUUACACAUACUGCCUGAUUUAGAAUAAAGUGCACAUCAGAUUACCAGUAUACUGUGCAUAAACUAAGUGUAGCGUAUGCAUAUAUCCUGUGUAAAUGCAUGUUUGAAUAAGCGUUGAUUUGACCAAAACAAAAGGAGCGCUUUAGAGCUAUGCAAACGCAUAAGACAAUCAGUAUUUAUUGCACAAUAUAACCGCCUAUGCAGACUUGUUGAAAUUAACCAAUGGUGUUUAAAUAGGAAACAAUGUUUGCAAAAAAAGCAGUAUUAAUAGUCGCCAUGCACUGUUAAUUUUAUUGUUUACGUCUCUUAGUGCCUCUGCUGUCAACAGCGAAUGUGACUGCCUUUUUUUUUAGCCUUAAUGUUCACUCUAUAGAAGCCAUACUUUGUACUUAAUUUAAUGAAUUGUGAUGGUUAGCUGGGGUUUUGAUUCAACAGUAUUCUUGCGUAUUAAUUUAUCUGAAUGUGGGGGGGAAGUCUUUCUUUCUCCUCUCGUCUUUUUUUUAAAAGGUCUAGAAAUGUCUGAACUGCUGUUUUUCAGGAAGCAUCUUUGUGCCUUAGUGUUUUUAAUUUUCUGUGCUUCUUAUUGCAAGUCACCUCCAAAAUAAAAGCAAGAAAUGCUGUCUAAAUA
This is a messenger RNA of Xyrichtys novacula (pearly razorfish), 3754 nucleotides long. NCBI's taxonomy places the organism in Eukaryota, Metazoa, Chordata, Actinopteri, Labriformes, Labridae. The record is from the annotation of a GenBank genome assembly.